AUGUCCAACACACCCGGGGUAGUCCUAGCAGUCAAGCCGGACGGGACGACGACGGCCCAGACGGCGACUGGAGCCUCCAAAUACCAAGCCAUACUCGACGAGCACUGGAAGAAUGCAGAGCCGAAGGGCAAGCCGCUCGAGACCAAGCUCUUCUUCGGCCCCGAGAGCACCGCGAUCGCCGCCGUCGGCACCGGCAAGAUCUCCGAGGCCCUCAGCGAGAUCGAGAAGGCCGACAAGACCCGCAAGAUCGUCGGCUCCGGCGCAAAGGCUUUGAAGGAACAUAUCAGCCAUAACAGGGAGGUCCUUGUUGACACCGUCUGGAGCUCCCAUGCUGCUGCCGUCGGUGCUACCGUAUCGACCUUCAACUACAGCCUCAAGACGAAGAAAGAGGCGGUCGAGAAACGGAUCCCGAUCUCUUACAAGCCUCUGAGCGACCAACCCGUGCAACUGUCGAUCGAGAAAGCUAAUGGGAAGCUCAUCGGCCUCGACUGGUCGACAGGCCUCGUCUUCGGCCAGGCCCAGAACCUCGCCCGGGAACUCAUGGAGAGCCCGGCUAAUCUGAUGACCCCCACCCUGUUCUGUGAAAGGAUCACAAAAGAGUUCCAGGGAAUCAAGAACGUCGAGAUCCAAGCCCACGAUAAAUCUUGGGCCGAGGCCAAGAAGAUGAACUCGUUCCUGUCGGUGGCUAGGGGAACCACGGAGCCAUGCAAGUUCCUCGAAAUACAUUACAAGGGCGCGAGUGGAGGGGCUGGAGAAUUCAAGCCGACGGUUGCGCUGGUCGGCAAGGGGAUCACGUUCGACUCUGGAGGGAUCUCUAUCAAGGGCGGGGCCGGGAUGAAGCUGAUGAGAGCCGACAUGGGUGGGGCGGCCACAGUGACGAGCGCGGGAUGGGCGAUCGCCAAGCUGGGCAUCCCCAUCGAUAUGCUCAUUUGCACCCCCUUGACCGAAAACAUGCCCAGUGGUCACGCUACUAAGCCUGGUGACAUUAUCUAUGCUAUGAACGGAAAGAGCAUCGAAGUCGAUAACACUGACGCUGAGGGUCGAUUAGUAUUGGCCGACGCAUUGUACUACGCCUCUUCCGUCUACAAACCUAAGACGGUCAUCGGUUCAUACAUAUUUUCUUUCUUUAACUGUCUUCAUUGGCAUAAAUAAAAUUGACUGAUCCGAUCUUCUUCUUCUUCUUCACUCUAGAUUGUGCCACACUUACUGGGGCC
This is a messenger RNA of Puccinia graminis f. sp. tritici CRL 75-36-700-3, 1214 nucleotides long. RefSeq lists its product as uncharacterized. Gene Ontology annotation, cellular component: cytoplasm. The transcript has 6 exons. Gene Ontology annotation, molecular function: metalloaminopeptidase activity; manganese ion binding. The coding region runs from base 1 to 1152 and encodes 383 amino acids. The record is from RefSeq and is a predicted model, not a curated record. Gene Ontology annotation, biological process: proteolysis. Lineage: Eukaryota; Fungi; Basidiomycota; Pucciniomycetes; Pucciniales; Pucciniaceae.